Arthroderma uncinatum is the source of this 1611-nucleotide messenger RNA. Its product is annotated as multidrug resistant protein. NCBI's taxonomy places the organism in Eukaryota, Fungi, Ascomycota, Eurotiomycetes, Onygenales, Arthrodermataceae. Gene Ontology annotation, biological process: transmembrane transport. Gene Ontology annotation, molecular function: transmembrane transporter activity. The coding region runs from base 1 to 1611 and encodes 536 amino acids. The transcript has 4 exons. The record is from RefSeq and is a predicted model, not a curated record.
AUGGAUAGGUCAUUCAGUUCGCAGUCAUCGGACUCGCAUCAUCCUGCAGCAGUCCCUACCGGUGUUGAGCCCACAGAUUUACCAUAUCGCCAGCUGGACGAAACGGCGAACUUUGAGGAGUUCACAGAAGAGACGCCCAAUGGACAGAUACUCAAGUCCGUCAAAUCUAAUGUGACGGGGAAGAUUGAGGAUUAUAAGCUCGUCACGUUCACAGUCGGAGACCCCGAGAACCCGAAGAACUGGAGCAAGCUCUACAAAUGGUAUUGUACCAUGGUGGUGGCAUUCACCUGCUUUGUGGUUGCUUUUUGCAGCAGUGUCAUAACUGCUGAUCUAGGGGGUGUUAUCGAGGAGUUUGAUGUUUCCCUGGAGGUGACCCUCCUAACAAUAUCUUUGUUUGUUGUCGGCUUUGGUGUUGGCCCCAUGGCAUUUGCACCGGCAUCCGAAUUGGUUGGUCGAAAGCCAGUAUAUGUUUCGACCUUGUUUAUCGCCGUCAUAUUCAUAAUACCGUGUGCUGUUUCAAAAAACAUUGCUACGCUCCUAGUCUGCCGCGCCAUCGACGGCAUCGCAUUCUCUGCCCCAAUGACACUUGUUGGAGGUACUUUGGCGGAUCUAUGGCGAAGUGAGGAGCGAGGAGUCCCAAUGGCUGCGUUCAGUGCAGCUCCAUUUCUAGGUCCAGCGAUCGGACCCUUGGUUGGAGGCUUCUUGAGUGAUGCUAUGGGCUGGAGAUGGCUAUACUGGAUUCAGUUGAUUCUAUCCAGCGUUGUAUUCCUUCUAAUCACCUUUACUCUUCCCGAAACAUACACACCCACCCUACUCGCCAAACGAGCCAAGAAACUUCAAAAGGAGAAAAACGACCCUUCAUAUGUUACUGAAGCCGACCUGGACUCGCGGCCCAUGGGAGAAAAACUACGCAUAUUCAUGAUCAGACCAUUCCAGCUUCUAUUCCUGGAACCGAUCGUCCUUUUUCUUUCGAUUUACAUGUCGGUCCUCUACGGGCUCUUGUAUAUGUUCUUCAUUGCAUAUCCCAUUGUAUAUGAGGAAGGAAAGGGCUAUUCAUCUGGCAUUACGGGGUUGAUGUUUAUCCCCCUAGCUAUAGGAGUAGCAGGCAGUGCUAUUUUUGCUCCAAGUGUUAACAAGCAUUAUUUAACGCUUGUUGCUAAAUAUAAUGGCAAACCUCCGGCGGAAAUGCGUCUUGUCCCGAUGAUGAUAUCCUGCUGGCUCAUCCCAAUCGGUAUAUUCAUCUUCGCCUGGACGUCGUACUCCGAAGUUCAUUGGAUCGGUCCUGCCAUAGGCGGUUUCCCAGUCGGCUUUGGUUUCAUCUUCCUUUACAACGCUUGCAACAACUAUUUAGUUGAUACCUACCAACACCAGGCUGCUUCUGCCCUGGCCGCUAAGACAUUCCUCCGUUCGAUGUGGGGUGCCGCGGUAGUUCUCUUCACCAACCAGAUGUAUUCCAGGUUAGGAGACCAGUGGGCUAGCUCACUCAUCGCAUUUAUUGCUCUGGCCUGUUGCGUAAUUCCUUUUGUAUUCUUUUUCAAGGGGGAGGCAAUUCGUCGACAUUCCAGAUACGCAUACGUCGAGGACGAGGAAAACACGCCAGAGAAGAGAUAG